AUGGCGUCUUCACUCUUCGCCCGUUCUGUCGUCAACAAACGCAUUUCAUCUACAUUUACUCGCAAGUCGCUUCGACCUUUUGUUGCAGCGAGAGGUGUAGCAGAUACUGCAUACGUUCCUGGCGGUCCAAUUUACAAGGGUACCGUUAACGACCCUACUACUUUCCCACCGCCUUCGAAGACGCAUGGGUCUUACCACUGGGCAUUUGAACGCCUGCUGUCUGCCGGCCUCGUUCCUCUCACCGUCGCUGCGUUCGCGACUAGCGGUAGCAGCUACCCGUUGCUGGAUGGAAUCUUGGGCGUGAGUCUGGUCAUGCACAGUCACAUCGGGUUCGACUCCAUCUUGGUUGACUACCUUCAUCCGCGCAAGUUCCCCGUUCUUGGCCGUGUGCUCACGUGGACUCUUCGUGCGGCGACUGUCACUGUCCUUGUUGGCGUCUACCAAUUCAAUACUAAUGAUAUUGGAUUGACCGAGUUGAUCGCGAAAGCAUGGCACGCUUAG
This is a messenger RNA of Sparassis crispa, 501 nucleotides long. Its product is annotated as Succinate dehydrogenase [ubiquinone] cytochrome b small subunit, mitochondrial. The coding region runs from base 1 to 501 and encodes 166 amino acids. Lineage: Eukaryota; Fungi; Basidiomycota; Agaricomycetes; Polyporales; Sparassidaceae. The record is from RefSeq and is a predicted model, not a curated record. The transcript has 5 exons. Gene Ontology annotation, biological process: mitochondrial electron transport, succinate to ubiquinone; tricarboxylic acid cycle. Gene Ontology annotation, molecular function: ubiquinone binding; heme binding. Gene Ontology annotation, cellular component: mitochondrial envelope; membrane.